Messenger RNA from Hippocampus comes (tiger tail seahorse), 775 nucleotides. It is a transcript of the gene rabif, whose product is annotated as RAB interacting factor. Gene Ontology annotation, biological process: small GTPase-mediated signal transduction; post-Golgi vesicle-mediated transport. NCBI's taxonomy places the organism in Eukaryota, Metazoa, Chordata, Actinopteri, Syngnathiformes, Syngnathidae. The transcript has 4 exons. The record is from RefSeq and is a predicted model, not a curated record. The coding region runs from base 274 to 666 and encodes 130 amino acids. Gene Ontology annotation, cellular component: cytosol; membrane. Gene Ontology annotation, molecular function: zinc ion binding; guanyl-nucleotide exchange factor activity.
UAUUAACAAAUAGGAUUUUUUCUGAACGAGCUCGUUUAGAGAGUGGACGGUAGAGUCCAAGACAAACCAGAAUGAUUUCCUUGCUCUAGGGGAUGUAAUCAUUAAAAUUACCACAUCCGGCUCGUACCGAACGCUGGUAAUUCAUCUUGUUACCGUCAUCUUUAACUAGUCAACCACGCCUCGCUAUUGCAACAUUUGCCUUAAACCAGUCACUGUUUAAUGGAUACUGAAUAGUGCAGCAAGACGCAAAAAAAGUGAGUUUUAGAUCUCGAGAUGGACAACAACACACAGACUACAGACAGCGUCGACAGGUCCGACCUGGUCUCUGAGGACGGGAAGAACAGUAAGUCUGUUCUAUGCCAACGAUGCGGAUCCAAGGUGCUGUCGCCGGGAAUGGCUGUGUUCGCGGAGAAAGAGCUUAUCCUGCCAUCCAUGCGUAAAAAGAGCAAUCUCAGCGCCACAGAGGACUCAGUGGACAGGGACACACUGACCGCCCACUGGUUAGUGGGUGAUAUGUUCGAUUUUGAGAAUGUGGGCUUCACUAAUGAUGUCGGAAGAAUCAAGUAUCUCAUUUGCGCUGACUGUGAGAUCGGACCCAUCGGCUGGCACUGUUUGGAUGAUAAGAUAGGUUACUAUGUUGCAAUAGACCGAGUGAAUCAUGCCUAGUUUUAAAGCGUAAUGAAACACAGAAUGAAUUGUAAAAUAAAUACAGUUUAUGUGCUGGAUGGCUUUACUGUCAGAGCUGAGCCUUAAAAACACAUAUUGGAUUGAUAAA